This is a messenger RNA of Armigeres subalbatus, 1762 nucleotides long. RefSeq lists its product as uncharacterized. The transcript has 3 exons. The record is from RefSeq and is a predicted model, not a curated record. Lineage: Eukaryota; Metazoa; Arthropoda; Insecta; Diptera; Culicidae. Bases 112 to 1275 code for a protein of 387 amino acids.
CCACGCGUAGUGUUUAUUGCGUUUAUUGUCAACGCUUCGAAAGGAAAAUUUCCUGUAAAUUACUUUUAUUUAUUUAAAUCCAGAAGUGCAACAGAAGAUUUGACGAAGAACAUGUUUUCUUCAAGUGGCUUGGAGAUAUCUAUGUUACUGUGCGGGGUGGAAAUUCCCAGCCAUUCGCUCUGUAAACUAAAAGUGGAACGAUUUUUUCUACAAAUCCUGAACCGCCGAAUUCCCGUCAUGGCCCCAUCUGUUUCACCUUGGCUCAUAUUCGCAAUCAACGAGAUGAUUUUCAUCGGUACUUUAGAGUUAAUCGAAGUCGAACUAGCUUUGAAGUACGACAUUGGACUCGGCUCCGGCGGUCUUCCUCUGGAUGUAUCUCUGCGACCGUCUACGCAUUCGAAUCAUUGUAAUGAGUUAACAUUUACUGUAUCUGACUCGUCCGAUGUGGAAAUUUUACCCGUCCGGGAAUGCACCAUCAUUGAUCUGACUGUGGGUUACCCGGAAAUUCUGACCCGAAAGCAACGGAAGCGGAAACUGAAGCGUAUUUCGAAAGCUGAGAAGCGUCAGAGACGGGAGCAACGUGCCUUAUCGACGGAUGACGAUGAGCAACCGGAGUUUUGGAUUGAUGUGAUGGAAACGGAUGAGAAUGAAAACUACAACUGCGCAACAUUGCAAAUAGACGGUUCUAAAUUCCCGUCUAAUUUUUCCGAUCAUUGGGUAUUAUCCGAUCAUGACCCGCCCGUUACCAAUCUACGCAUUGGUAUAUUUUGUCCUCGGCCGUACCGUACUCGUUUGAUGAACGCCAUCAUGAAUAUUAUGGAUCAGCUACCGUUAGAAGAACCGCACCCCCAAUACAAACGGAACGGAUUCUACUUGGACACCUUGUGGUUCUUGGCCGCAAACAGUUACUCGGCAUCCUGGAUGAUUUCGAAGGUUGAAAAGUUGUCGAAACUAAAAAUCUGGCGGCAGGCUCGCAUCAUCGUUGAGCCCUGGAGCGACAGAUUCAUCGUGAAAAAUGUCCUCCAGCUGGUGCUGCCUUGGAAAAACUAUCGUGGCAACAGGAAAACAAGAGUGAUUCAACGUUUGCGCAAAGCAAACUUAAUGCAUGGGUCAAACCUAUGGAAUUUGAUUGGCUGCAAAAUGGCGAAGUUUAAAAUACAAGUCACAUUGGCCGUUAAUGAAGAAACAAUUGAGUCACUAAAAAGAACUCAAUUUUACGUGUUCUACGGAUUCAGUCAGUACCGUUGCAAAGUAAUCAAAACUGCAUUGAAAUAAUUAAGUGUAAGUUACAUUUAGUUGAAAUGUACGUUCGGAGUUGCAUCAUACUGCCAAUGAACGCAGUUCAAAAUGAAAACGAGAACUCGCAUUAAUCAAUCUUUUUCCCAUCAGUAUAACGCAUGUUGCGAAAAUGCGUAGGUACUAUAUGGGUCAUUAUGCGAUUUAAAAUAUGAGAGAGAGAGAGCAAUCGAUUUUUGCAAUGACUGAAUUGAAUUUUGAACAGAAAACAGAACAUGAUAGAUCCUAACUACAUUCGAUAACUCAUUAUAUUGAAGAAGCACAAGUAAGCUUCAAACUUGAAGGAAUAGAUUUUUUCCUUGUUUGAGCUAAUUUGUUAAAUCUACGCAUAAUUUGCUUAAGGAGAUACUUUUCUUUGAAUCAGAUUGCUCUAUUUCAUUCAUAGACUAAGCGUAAAAUAUGUUAUUGGUUUGAACUACAACAAUUGUUUUGUUUCAAAUACGUGGAUAAUAAAGAUGAAAAAGAA